Dichotomopilus funicola is the source of this 1053-nucleotide messenger RNA. RefSeq lists its product as uncharacterized. NCBI's taxonomy places the organism in Eukaryota, Fungi, Ascomycota, Sordariomycetes, Sordariales, Chaetomiaceae. Gene Ontology annotation, cellular component: membrane. The coding region runs from base 1 to 1053 and encodes 350 amino acids. The record is from RefSeq and is a predicted model, not a curated record. The transcript has 4 exons.
AUGGCAGCCGGAGAUCCUGUCCCUCGCAGUUUGUACAUUUACGCCCCUAACCAAGGCGCCCCGAUCUUCUUCACCAUCGCCUUUGCCAUCUCUGCGGUUUUCCACAUCUGGCAAUGUUUCCGCUACAAAGCCUUCCGACUGAUCGGUCUGCACCCGAUAUGCGCCGUCCUCUUCACCGUCGGCUAUGCCCUCCGCGAAUGGGGCUCCUAUCAUUAUUUGUUUGAUCCCGCCGACCGAACCCCCUUGGUCACCUUUAUCGUCAGCCAGGUCUUCAUCUACGUUUGCCCCCCCCUCCUCGAACUCUCAAACUACCACAUCCUCGCCCGCCUCUUCUCCUACAUCCCCCACUGCGCCCCAAUCCCCCCCUCCAGCGUCCUCAGCACCUUUGGCGGCCUCAUGGCCAUCGUUGAGCUCCUCAACUCCCUCGGCGUCUCCUUCUCCGCCAACCCGUCCUCUUCCACCAAACAACAGACUCUCGGCGGCCAGCUCACCAUCGCCGCUGUGUCGAUCCAGUUGGGGAUUAUCACUGUUUUUGUUGGGCUCGCGGUGAUUUUUCAACGGCGGUGUGCUGCUGCGGCGAGGGAGCGGGGGCAGCAGACAGGGGGUGGGAAGAAGGUGAGGACGAUGUUGUGGACGUUGUAUGGGAGUAUGGGGUUGAUUUUGGUGAGGUGUGUGUACCGGCUGGUGGAACAUGCGGGGUAUACGCAUAUUGAGUUUCGGGAUAUCGAGGCGUUGAAGAGGUUGAGUCCGUUGGUGAGGUAUGAGGCGUUUUUUUAUGUGUUUGAGGCUUCGUUGAUGUUGGUGAACUCGGUGGUGUGGAAUGUGUGGCAUCCGGGGAGGUUUUUGCCGCGUGAUGGUGUGACGUAUUUGGAGGUGGAUGGGACGGAGGCUAGGAGGGUGAAGAGGGGGGAGAAUUGGGCGUCGGUGGUGUGGAUGGUGGCGAAUAUUGCUACGUUUGGGGUGUUGGGGUUGGUUUUUCCUAGGAGGGAGAGGAAUGAGGAGGCUCAUGAGCUUCGAGGGGGGUCGCAGAGGAGCGAGGCUGGAAUGAUCUGA